Messenger RNA from Schistosoma margrebowiei, 884 nucleotides. NCBI's taxonomy places the organism in Eukaryota, Metazoa, Platyhelminthes, Trematoda, Strigeidida, Schistosomatidae. The record is from the annotation of a GenBank genome assembly.
UUUAGAAUGAAUAGGUUUUAUUCAUCUCGAAUUCAAACACGACUAUAUUACAGUGAGUUGAAUUGAGAGGUGUGUAGCAAAAUAGGAUAGUAGACAGUGUAACACAAGCAAGUUAGAAUCAUCCACAAUUCAACUGGUGCCUCAGUAAGUGCUUCCAUAAAUGUUGGGUUUGUAAGUAUUAGGUUUGUAAGUAUUGGGUUUGUAAGUAUUGGGUUUGUAAGGAUUGGGUUUGUAAGCAUUGGGUUUGCCACCUUUGCCACCUUUUCCACCUUUGCCACCACCCUUGCCACCGCCAUUACCCUUUCCAUGGCCACUGUCUCUACCACCACCCUUUCCAUGGCCGUUGCCACCGUGUCCUUGAUCACCACCAUAGGGAGCAGGGAAAGCUUCAUCGAAGCCAUUUCCACAACCUCCACCAUUACAACCACCACCAUAGCCGCCGCCGCCGCCACCGCCACCGCCACCACCGUAGCUGCCACCACCACCGCCACCACCAUAGCUGCCGCCACCACCACCACCAUAGCUUCCGCCACCGCCACCACCACCGCCACCACAAUCGUCACCAUUGCAACCACCACCAUAGCCGCCGCCACCCUCGUAGCCACCGCCACCACCGCCACCACCAUAUCCGACAUCCUCAUAGCCACCACCACCGCCACCCUCGUAGCCACCACCACCACCUCCACCAUAUCCGCCACCACCAUACCCACUAUCGCCAUAACCGCCACCACAAUCACCACCGUAGCAAUCGCCACCGUAAUCAUUCGGACUUUCAUGUGGUAUUUGGUAGGCGGUGGCGUACCCAAGGGCUACUAAGAAGACGAGUGUAAGCGACGAUUUCAUUUUUCCAACUGUCUAUGUUGUUGUAUUCGGUGUGAUGAUAU